Dermacentor albipictus is the source of this 3213-nucleotide messenger RNA. Lineage: Eukaryota; Metazoa; Arthropoda; Arachnida; Ixodida; Ixodidae. The record is from RefSeq and is a predicted model, not a curated record.
UCAGAGUCGGCGCCCCUGCGUUGCGUGCGAAAGGGGGCGAAAAGACGCAAAGAAGCAACCACCCACCGUCAUGACAGGCGGCCGCCGCCCGUGGGUCCUGUCGCGUACGCCAGCCAACGCCGCCAUGCCGCCGUUCAUCAGCUAGCGACGCCAAAGGAAGCUGUGUCCCGCCGGUCGCGCUUUUGCCGAGCCGUCCGUAUUCCGCACCGCGAAGAAACCGCGUCUGCCUGUGUUCGUCGAUCUGCCGUCGGUCGGGCUGCGGUGGGCCGCCGCGGACGACAUGGGACCGCCACCGUGCUGACCCACCGGAGGAGAGGCGCCCGUUCGAUCAUCGCCACCGCCUGCCGCCAAAGAUCGAGGGUUCGACGGCGUUCGUCCCGGGGCAGCGGCAAGAGCUGUGAACCACCGUUUUCUUGUUCGUUUGGUUUGGUUUGUUUUCCGUUUUUGCGUGCCUCUUCUGUGACGAUACACGCGCGCGACGCGCGCUCGGACGGAGGACAUCAUGAGCCACCUCAGUGCGAUGUACGCUACCAAACGGCGCCGCCGGAAUUCCAAGAGCGUACGAGUGGCACCGAAGGAAGGCCCCAACGGUCAGCCGGUCAAGUCCAACCCCAGCAAGCGGCACCGGGAGCGUCUGAACGCCGAGCUGGACACGCUGGCCAGCCUGCUGCCUUUCGACCAGAACGUGCUCUCUAAGCUGGACAAGCUCUCCAUACUCAGGCUCAGCGUCUCCUAUUUGCGCACCAAGAGCUACUUCCAAGCGUCCUUACACCGCAACAUGGAGAGGCAUGACGCGCACCAGCACAAGAGCAGGGAGCUGCUGUACAUCGAGUCACUCGUCGAAGGAGAUCUCAUCCUGCAGGCGCUGAACGGCUUCCUGCUCAUACUCACAUGCGACGGAGAAGUUUUCUACGCAUCUCAUACGGUAGAAACGUACCUGGGCUUUCAUCAGUCAGACAUCUGCCACCAGAGCGUCUACGAGCUGGUGCACUCGGAGGACCGCGAGGAACUGCAAAGGUUUCUGCUGUGGAACUCGCAGCUGCCUUCCGAUCGCAGCGCCAUCUCUCUUCAGGAAGCUCUCUUACCAGAGAACGCGCAGUACCUGGAUAGGAAUUUCACCGUGCGUUUUCGUUGCCUGCUGGACAACACCUCCGGCUUCUUGCGGCUGGACAUCCAGGGCAAGAUCCGCGUCCUCCAGGGCCAGAACCACAAGACCGAGGAGCCGCCGCUGGCGCUGUUCGCCGUGUGCACGCCGUUCGGGCCUCCGUCCUUGCUCGAGAUGCCGCAGAAGGAGUCCAUGUUCAAGAGCAAGCACAAGCUCGAUCUGGCGCUAGUCUCCAUGGACCAAAGGGGCAAACAGCUGCUCGGCUACGCGGACUCGGACUUCAUGAGCCAAGGCGGAUACGACCUGGUUCACUUCGACGAUCUUGCCUACGUGGCCAGCGCGCAUCAAGAACUGCUGAAGACGGGUGCAUCGGGGCUGAUCGCUUACCGGCUCGCCACAAAGGACGGCAAGUGGCAAUGGCUGCAGACCAGCGCGAGGCUGGUCUACAAAAACUCCAAGCCGGACUUCAUUUUGUGCACGCACAGGCCACUCAUGGAAGAAGAAGGCCGGGACUUGCUUGGCAAACGGACGAUGGACUUCAAGGUCACCUACCUGGACGCCGGCCUGACGACGUCCAGUAGCUGCUCUUCGACGAGCAGCGAACGGAACAGCGCAGGGAGCAGCAACGUCGGAGGCGGCGGCGCAAGCAGCGGGACCAACUGCAACGCCAGCGCCGCCGGUGAAGUCGGCGGAGCGCCUAUGUCGGAGAACGACUUCAUCCUGCGCUGCCAGCGGAAUCGACGCUACAAGUCGCAGAUACGCGACCUCCUCAGCCGCGGGAAGCGGAGCAAGGGAUCCUCGGCUAGCAAAGGCCCCACGCCGCCACCGCCACCGACGGCAUACAGCAUCGAGGACUACGGCAACAUGUACGCGACCGCAGCGGCAGCACCGUACGCUGCCGCGGCAGCUGCGGCGGCCGCGGCGGGCGACAGCGGGCUUCCGCCGGGCUACGGCGUGGCCCAGAACCUGUUCCUGGACAACUCGAGGUUCCUGGCGCCCGAGAACUUCCUCCACUACCGACACCUGAGCGGGUACUACGCGCCCGAGUACCCGCAGUACGGCAACGGCUUCCUCGACCCCGCCACCAGGCUGGAGCGUUGUAUACUGUCUGCCGAGCUCGCGUUCAUCUGUGCGGCAGCACCAAAACGUCGGCGCGAUUUCUCCCAAGAGUGCUUUCAAAGCAGCUCAGCUCUUAUUGCUUUCCGAAAUCCACCGUUAACGAAAGAAGAAGAGCAGUCUAAUCGUCUAUACACGUCAUUGUCCAGGUAUACCCCCUACCAGGAGCAGAAGGAUGACAAGCUGUACGCCUGUCAGCUAGACAAGUACAACGGCGUCCAAGCGCCCAAGGCCUCGUGCUGCGAUCCCUACGGCGCCGUGCUCCCAGACAGCAGGCAGCUCGGCUUCGGCAGCCUCUCGGACUGUCUGCUCAGGCCAGCCAAGGCGGCUGCCGUGCCAGCGCCCAAGGAAGACAUGACGCGGCAGAGCGUGCUCAUGUGGGGCGCGCCCCCACCUCCCCCUCCUCCGCCGCCACCGCCGCAUCCGACCCCGCACCCGUCUGGCGCGUCGGCGGCGGACCCCGGCUGCAAGUGGGGCGGCCUGGCGUCGGCGCCCAAGACCAGCUCGCCGCACAACAGCUCGAGUCCCGUCGGCGCUCGGGUGGCCCCAACGCCGUAUGCCGCGGCGCCAACCUAUACGCACGAGAUGGUUCCAGAGGGAUGGCAGAUGGAAGCUAUGGCGCCUUGGAGACCACAUUUGCCUGCACUUGGUUAGGGAACCAAGAUGGACUUCAUCGGAAGUGAACAAGUACAGUGUGCACUCCUGUACAGGCUACGAUGUCAUCCAAGAGAACUUGAUGGAGCCUCCAAGAGCUGCCGCCUUCAUUGCAGAAGCCUUGCCAAGGAGGAAAACAGCACACUGAACUUUUAACACUGAACUCAAUGACUGAAUGUGCGCGAGUGUGCAUAUAGCUGGACAGACCUCCAAAGAAAGGAAGCAGAAAGACUCAUGACCGGUGUUUCAACCAUUACAAACAGGACUGCAUCAUCAUCAUGUGUGUUUGUGCUUGUGAAUGUGACUUUUCAUGAAUGUGGCUUUUCAUUGUUGUCCUA